AGUAUGGAAAACUGCAGCAGCUGGAAGAGCAGACCAGGAAGCUGCAAAAGGACUUGAAGAAGAGCACCGAUGCUGACCUGGGCCCCUGGACUGAGGGAAGACGGGAGCCCUAAUGACAAGGCUUGGAAGCCUGUCCCUGCACAAGUUCCCUGAACUCUGACUUCUCACAGCCAUGUCCAAAUCUGCUGUGAAGAUAUCCUUGGACUUGCUCUCUAACCCCCUCUGCGAACAAGACCAGGACUUUCUGAACAUGGUGACAGCCCUGGACACAGCCAUGAAACGGAUGGACGCCUUCAACCAGGAAAAGGUGAACCAGAUUCAAAAGACCGUGGUUGAGCCCUUGAAAAAGUUCGGCAGUGUCUUCCCGAGCCUCAACAUGGCGGUGAAACGGCGGGAACAGGCCCUGCAGGACUACAGGAGGCUGCAGGCCAAGGUGGAGAAGUACGAGGAAAAGGAGAAGACGGGGCCAGUGUUGGCCAAACUCCACCAGGCCCGAGAAGAGCUCCGGCCCGUUCGGGACGACUUUGAGGCCAAGAACAAGCAGCUCCUGGAUGAGAUGCCGCGGUUCUACAACAGCCGGCUUGACUACUUCCAGCCCAGCUUUGAGUCCCUGAUCCGAGCGCAGGUUGUCUACUACUCCGAAAUGCAUAAGAUCUUCGGAGACCUGACCCAACAGCUGGACCAGCCUGGCCACCCUGAUGAGCAGCGGGAGCGGGAGAAUGAAGCUAAACUGAGCGAGCUCAGAGCCCUCUCUAUUGUGGCUGAUGACUGA
Myotis davidii is the source of this 772-nucleotide messenger RNA. RefSeq names its product bridging integrator 3 (gene BIN3). Gene Ontology annotation, molecular function: protein binding; lipid binding. NCBI's taxonomy places the organism in Eukaryota, Metazoa, Chordata, Mammalia, Chiroptera, Vespertilionidae. The record is from RefSeq and is a predicted model, not a curated record. Gene Ontology annotation, cellular component: cytoplasm; actin cortical patch. Gene Ontology annotation, biological process: endocytosis; plasma membrane tubulation; actin cortical patch localization. The transcript has 7 exons. Bases 173 to 772 code for a protein of 199 amino acids.